Messenger RNA from Tupaia belangeri chinensis (Chinese tree shrew), 5592 nucleotides. RefSeq names its product tubulin gamma complex component 6 (gene TUBGCP6). The record is from RefSeq and is a predicted model, not a curated record. The transcript is spliced from 26 exons. The annotation marks the transcript as partial. Gene Ontology annotation, biological process: mitotic cell cycle; spindle assembly; microtubule nucleation. NCBI's taxonomy places the organism in Eukaryota, Metazoa, Chordata, Mammalia, Scandentia, Tupaiidae. Gene Ontology annotation, molecular function: gamma-tubulin binding; microtubule minus-end binding. Gene Ontology annotation, cellular component: spindle pole; gamma-tubulin complex; microtubule organizing center.
GCCAGCAUCACGCGGCUGUUCGAGGACCUCUGCGAGGCCCUCCUGCCGCCAGCCCAGCCCCACCUGGGCCGGCGCGCUGCGAGCCGGCGGAGGGCCACGCGCAGGCUCAGGAGGGUGGCCUACGAUGCUCUUUUCGCAAGUCUUUUCCGAGAGGAGAUCCCGCAGCUGCAGCCUGGCCUGGCAAAGCUCCCAGUGAGGAACAAGAUCCUCAUGUUAUCCUUCGACUUGAGAGUGGGCGGCCUGGGCCCCGAGGCGGACCGUUUGGAGGAGCUCGUGGGAGAGCUGGAAGAGGCCGCCCGCUGUCCGCUUGUGGAGGUGGCGUCUGUUCUGGACCUCCUGGUCCAGCUGGCGGGGACCGGACCCCCUCGAGUACUGCAGAGAAAACGGGACUACUUUCAUAACAACAGGCACGUUGGAAGAAACGUUCCACACAGCGGCUACGAUUGCUAUAACCUGCGUGCGUUUGAGAUGGACGUUCAGUCUCUGGUCACCAGAGAGGAGGAUUUGUGUCACAGCUUGAUCCAGGAGACCCUUCAGGUGAUGGAGGCUGCUCCGGGCACCGGCCUCUCCACCUUCCGGCUCUUCUCAUUUGGUGACCCUUGUGGUGACAGGUUUGAGAGAGACACCCGGGUCUCGCUCUUUGGUGCCCUUGUGCACAGCCGAACCUACGACAUGGAUGUCCGACUGGACCUGCCCCCAGUGUCGGGUAGCGCGGAUCUCUCGGCACUGGCCAUUAAGGUCCCUCGGAGUGUGGAUCAGUGGGAAGACGAGGGAUUCCAGUCAGCGUCCAACCUGACUCCUGAGUCUCAGUCUGAACCGAGUGUGACCCCGGAUGUGGACUUGUGGGAAGCCGCCCUCACCUACGAGGCCAGCAAGCGGAGGUGCUGGGAGAGAGCUGGAUGCCCCCCUGGCCACGGAGAGGAGCCCUACCUCACUGAGGCGGGAAGAGGUGCCUUCGACAGGUUCUGCAGGCUCCGCCAAGGCGAGCUGCAGCUGCUGGGCGGUGGUGCCCUGCAGGCCCCGCAGCCCCUGGUGGUGAAGGAGUGCGAGCUGGUGAAGGAUGCCCUGAAUGUCCUCAUUGGGGUCGUGUCUGCCACGUUUUCCCUUUGCCAGCCAGCUCAGGCCUUUGUGGUAAAGCAGGGCAUCCAUGUGUCAGGAGCCUCUCCCGAGAGCAUCAGCAGCCUCCUCUCAGAAGUGGCUGAGUAUGGGACCUGCUACAUGCGCCUGAGUCGCUUCUCCCUACAGCCUGUCCUGGGCUCACCGCACAGCAAGGGCCUUGUGUUCCAGGCCUUCACCAGUGGCCUGAGGAGGUAUCUGCAGUACUACCGGGCCUGUGUUCUCUCCACCCUGCCCACCCUGAGCCUGCUCACCAUUGGCUUUCUCUUCAAGAAGCUGGGCCGGCAGCUCAGGUACCUGGCUGAGCUCUGUGGUGUCGGCGCUGCGCUUCCAGGAGCUGGCGGGGCAGGGCCCAGGCCCGCCUUCCCCACGGGCGUGAAGCUGCUGUCCUAUCUGUACCAGGAGGCGCUGGAUAACUGCAGCAACGAGCACUACCCGGUGCUGCUGUCCCUGAUGAAGACGAGCUGCGAGCCCUACACGCAGUUUAUCCAUGACUGGGUAUACAGUGGGGUCUUCAGAGAUGUUUACGGCGAGUUCAUGAUCCAAGUGAACCCGGAGUACCUUGGCGUCAGAAAUAAGUUCUACUGGACUCAUGGCUAUGUGCUCAUCUCCAGAGAGGCGGAGGACUGCGUCCCUGUGUUCCUGAGGCACACUGUCCACGACGUGUACGUCUGCGGGAAGACGGUCAACCUGCUGAAGCUCUGCUGCCCCCAGCAUUACCUCUGUUGGUCCGAUAUCCCAGUCCCUCGGAUCUCAGUGAUCUUCUCCCUGGAGGAGCUGAAGGAGGUAGAGAAGGACUGUGCCGUCUACGUUGGGCGCAUGGAGAGGGUAGCCCGCCACAGCUCCGUCAGCAAGGAGGAGAAGGAAUUACGCAUGGAAAUUGCAAAACAAGAAUUAAUUGUUCAUGCCCGGGAAGCGGCUUCCAGGGUCCUGAACGCACUGAGUGACCGGCAGAUGUCAGAACAAAUGGCCUUGGAUGCCCGGAAGCGAGAGCAGUUCCAGAGACUGAAAGAGCAGUUCAUGAAGGAUCAGGAGCGGCGCCUGGCAGCUCGGCAGGAGGAGCUGGAGGACGACUUCAGUUAUGCCCGUGAGCUCCGUGACAGGGAGAAGAGGCUGAAGGCCCUGGAGGAGGAGCUGGAGAGGAAGGCGAGGCAGGCGCUGGUGGACCAUUACAGCAAGUUGUCUGCAGAGGCAGCGCGCAGGGAGCAAAAGGCGCUGUGGAGAGUCCAGAGGCACCGGCUGCAGAGAGAGCGGCUUCGUUUCCUCCAAGAAGAUGAGGAGCGCAUUCAGGGGAUGCUGAAAGGUGUGUCCAAGGUCCACAAACCCCAGGAGUCGCUGCCUGUCCUGUGCGCACAUUUCCAGGUCGUAUCUCCCGGCCCUGAGCACCCAGACGGACGCUGUGGCUGUGACUCCAUGCGCACAGAGCAGCACUCAGCCUCCUUUGACUGCUCCGGCAAAGUGAGCGUGCAGCUGCCGCAGCCCCCCCAGGGCCCAGCGGUGGAGGCCAGGCAGGCAGAAGAGGUGGAGCCAUUCACUGUCGGUGUCAGCAUUGGAGACUUCCUGCCCAUGGGCCUGGGGGCUGGGCGUUCCGUGCAGACCAACACUGUCCCUCUCCUAGAGGAGGCAUUGCAGACCAUUCGCUCAAACCUGCCCCCUGGACCCUCUGGGCCCCCUGGGGAGGCAACUGCUGUGGCCUGCACACAGCCUCCUGUGUUGCAGGAGUAUGACUUUCGGACCAUCCUGAGACCAGCGGUGGCCACCUUUCCUGGACCAGAGCCCCUCCAGGCAGUAGAGGGCAGUGAGGGGCCACAGCAUGGGGGGGUUCUGAGCAUGAAACUGAACACACUUGGCUCUGACAUGCAGGUGGCUACACCUCAGGCAGAGCUGCUCAGGCCUGGCACUCCUGAGGCUGAGUACAGCAAGUCCACGCAGCAGCUCCCUGGGCAGACGUCAGGGGACAGUGUUCCCACAGGGGACUGUUCCUCUGGAUUGGCCCCCACCUGGCUGCACGGGCACGUGUCAGACGCCAAUAUUCGGGUAGGGGAGAACGUGUCGGACGUGGCCCCCUCCCGGCCACGGUGGAGCACCCACAGACACGUGUCGGACGCCAGCAUCCGGGUUGGGGAGAACGUGUCGGACGUGAUCCCCUCCCGGCCACGGUGGAGUGCCCACGGACACGUGUCAGACGCCAGCAUCCGGGUCGGGGAGAACGUGUCAGACGUGGCCCCCUCCCGGCCACGGUGGAGCUCUCACGGACACGUGUCAGAUGCCAGCAUCCGGGUCGGGGAGAAUGUGUCAGACGUGGCCCCCUCCCGGCCACGGUGGAGCUCUCACGGACACGUGUCAGACGCCAGCAUCCGGGUCGGGGAGAACGUGUUGGACGUGGCCCCCUCCCCGCUACAGUGGAGCGCCCACGGGCAUGUGUCAGACUCCAGCGUACAGGCUGGGGAGAACAUGUCAAAUGUGGACCCCUCUCUGCCAGGGUGGAGUGUCCAUGGGCACAUGUUAGACUGCGGCAUCCAGGCUGGGGAGAACAUGUCAGUCCCCUCCCGGCCACGGUGGAGCACCCACACUUCUCAGUCCUACGUGGUGCUGGGGGAGCUCUCAUCUAAAGACGAGCCCAUGGUGUCCAGGCCCCAGCGGAGAUGCCCUGGUGAUGGAUUCCAGUCAGGCCUCAGUCUGGGAACACAGCGCCCUCUCUUGGAAUGUAGGCUGCAGCCACCUGUGGAAGUAGUGCCCUCCAUCUGCCAGUCUGGCUCAGGCAGUGGGGAGGAGAGUAGCCUCCCAACCUCGCCUCCCACUGUGGUUGGACCCGGCACUCUGGGAGACAGUGCCUCUGAGGAACCAGGCCUGGGGAGCAGCAAGGACACCGAGGACCUCUCUCCAGACCGGCCUCUAAGCUUGCAGGAAGAGGCAGCCACUCAGAGGAGCCCAGGUGCAGCGGAGGCGGUGGCUGAGGGGCGGCAUGCGGAGCAGGCCUACCUGGCAGGCCUGGCACGACAGUACCACCUAGAGCCAUAUCCGGACUGCUACGAGUCCAUGUCAGAGCCUCCUGUCGCCCACCUUCUUCACCACGUGGUUCCUCGGGCCUUCGCCUUCCCUGUGGACCCCCAGAUCCAGGCAGCUGCAGACGAGACUGCGGUGCAGCUCAGUGAGCUGCUGACGCUGCCAGUGCUCAUGAAGCGCUCCAUCACCGCCCCACUGGCUGCCCACGUCUCCCUGGUGAACAAGGCCAUCGUAGACUACUUCUUUGUGGAGAUGCAGCUUGAGUCACACUUGGAGGCACUGCGCCACUUCUUGCUGAUGGAGGAUGGCGAAUUUGCCCAGUCCCUCAGUGACCUGCUCUUUGAAAAGCUUGGGGCUGGGCAGACACCGGGGGAGCUGCUCAGCCCACUGGCCCUCAACUCCAUCCUGAGCAAGGCCUUGCAGUACAGCCUGCAUGGAGACAGCCCACAUGCUGCCAACCUCUCCUUCGCCCUCAAGUACCUGCCCGAGGUGUUUGCCCCCAAUGCCCCGGAUGUGCUGAGCUGCCUGGAGCUCAGGUACAAGGUCGACUGGCCCCUCAACAUCGUCAUCACCGAGAGCUGCCUGAGCCAGUACGGCGGCAUCUUCUCCUUCCUGCUGCAGCUGAAGCUGAUGAUGUGGACACUCAAGGACAUCUGCUUCCAGCUCAAGCGCACAGCACUGCUGAGCCACACAGCCGGCUCCGUGCAGCUCCGCCAGCUGCAGCUCUUCAAGCACGAGAUGCAGCACUUUGUGAAGGUCAUCCAGGGCUAUGUGGCCAGUCAGAUCCUGCACGUCAGCUGGUGCGAGUUCAGGGCCCGGCUGGCCGUGGUGGGUGAUCUCGAGGAGAUCCAGCGUGCCCAUGCAGACUACUUGCACAAGGCUGUCUUCAGAGGCCUGCUGACGGAGAAGGCGGCGCCCGUCAUGAACAUCAUUCACAGCAUCUUCAGCCUUGUGCUCAAGUUCCGUAGCCAGCUCAUCUCCCAGGCCUGGGGUCCCGCUGGUGGUCCCCGGGGCGCCGAGCAUCCCAACUUCGCCCUCAUGCAGCAGUCCUACAAUACCUUCAAGUACUAUUCCCACUUCCUCUUCAAAGUGGUGACAAAACUGGUGAACCGUGGCUACCAGCCCCACCUGGAAGACUUCCUGCUGAACAUCAACUUCAACAGCUACUACCAGGAUGCCUGAGGCCACAGCCAGCUGCCAGAGAGGCAGGUUUGGGCUGGCUUGGCCAGACAGAAGCCCAUCACACCUCAGCGUUGCAGCAGCACUGGGGGCCUCGGGAACUCCGGGUACUGGAGGGUGCCGAGGCCACUACGAAGAUCACGUCACACACAGCCCUGCUGCCCAGAGGGGAGGCCUGCUGUAGUAGUGCUGCCCGCCAGCCGCCCCGCUAGCCUCCUCGGACUCAGGGGCCGCAGGUGCCUCGGAGGCCUCCCCCUCGCUGUGGUAAGGGGUCUCAAGCAGCUUUAGCAC